AUUGAUCACUCGUUUAAAAUUUUGUCUCAAAUUAUCCAGCAUCAUAGUUUUGAUUAGAAAAAUAGAAGAAUUUGUAUACAAAAUUUAAUUUUCAAUAUUGAUUAAAGUUUUAACAUAUUUUUAAUAAAAUUAUUCAAAGUAACACUCUCUAUGUAGUCAUGUCAUCAGGCUUGAAAAAUAUCAAGUAGGCACAAGCAGAAUUUUAGAAAUUUCAUUCUAGUCUAGAUUUUAGGUUAUGUUUGCAUUUAACCAAUAGUCAUUCUGCAUCUGCAUUGUAAUCAUGGCUACAGAACGUUAUAGUUUUUCAUUAACUACAUUCAGUCCCUCGGGAAAAUUGGUGCAGAUCGAAUAUGCCUUAGCAGCAGUGUCAGCUGGUGCACCGUCCGUAGGAAUAAAAGCUGUGAAUGGAAUAGUACUUGCAACUGAAAAUAAACAUAAAUCAAUUCUCUAUGAAGAACACAGUGUGCAUAAGGUUGAGAUGAUCACCGACCACAUUGGAAUGGUCUACAGUGGUAUGGGUCCCGAUUACAGAUUAUUGGUGAAGCGUGCGAGAAAAAUCGCCCAGCAAUACUUCCUUGUUUACAAGAAGCCAAUUCCGACCGCCCAGCUGGUCCAGCGUGUAGCCAUGGUUAUGCAGGAGUACACGCAGUCUGGUGGAGUACGCCCGUUUGGGGUGAGCCUGCUGGUGUGUGGCUGGGAAGAGGAUCGGCCCUAUCUGUUCCAGUGCGAUCCCUCGGGAGCCUACUUCGCCUGGAAGGCAACUGCUAUGGGAAAGAACUUCAUCAACGGAAAAACGUUUCUUGAAAAGAGAUACAGCGAAGACCUGGAGCUGGACGAUGCGGUGCACACAGCCAUUCUGACCUUGAAGGAGGGGUUUGAAGGUCAGAUGACAGCUGACAACAUUGAGGUGGGUGUGUGUGAUGCCACGGGGUUCCGCCGCCUAGACCCCGCCGCCGUCAAGGACUACCUUGCAAACAUCCCCUAGAUUAACGCUUCAAACACGCGCCACACGACAUUAUAAUUCAAUCUAAAUAAAGUUCACUUUGUCUUUUCUAAA
This is a messenger RNA of Nilaparvata lugens (brown planthopper), 1057 nucleotides long. It is a transcript of the gene Prosalpha2, whose product is annotated as proteasome subunit alpha type-2. The coding region runs from base 281 to 985 and encodes 234 amino acids. The record is from RefSeq and is a predicted model, not a curated record. Lineage: Eukaryota; Metazoa; Arthropoda; Insecta; Hemiptera; Delphacidae. The transcript has 6 exons. Gene Ontology annotation, biological process: ubiquitin-dependent protein catabolic process. Gene Ontology annotation, cellular component: proteasome core complex; proteasome core complex, alpha-subunit complex.